AUUAACUAAUUAAAAAUAUUGUAUGAUAAAAAUAUUAUUUCAGGAAAAUUUUCAAAAGGAAUAUAUAAGUUAAAAUUAUCUCAAAAAAAUGAGUCUAGGUAAUGUAGCACCCAAAUUUCGUGAUACUUUUCAUCUAGCAAAUAAAAAUGUAUUAAGAUGGUUCCCUGGACAUAUGAGUAAAGGAUUAAAACAAAUGCAGAAUCAGUUAAAAAAUGUAGAUUGUAUCAUUGAAGUUCAUGAUGCAAGAAUUCCAAUUUCUGGACAUUAUGCAGAUUUUAAUAAUGUUUUAACUGGAUUGAAACCUCAUAUUUUUAUAUUAAACAAAAUAGAUUUAAGUGAUAUGAGAUUUAAGGAUUCUAUAAUAGAAAGUUUAAAUAAGAAGGGAUUAUAUAAUAUAUUAUUUACUAAUUUUAAAAAUGUAAAAUGUGAAGGUGUUAGAGAAUUAAUACCUUUAGCACAAAAAUUAAUUAAAAAAUCAAAUCGACAUAAUAGAUCAGAAGAAUCUUCAUUUCAAAUGAUGAUUAUUGGUAUUCCAAAUGUAGGAAAAUCAUCAUUAAUCAAUCGAUUAAGAAAUAAUAUCCUGCAUAAAAGUAGUGCUGUACAAGUUGGUGGUAUUGCUGGCAUUACACGAUCUGUAUCAACAAGAGUUAAAAUAUCAGAAAAUCCAAAUAUUUAUGUUUUAGAUACACCUGGAAUUUUAAUUCCUAAAAUAAAUGAUAUAAAUACUGGUCUAAAAUUAGCAUUAGCUAAUUGUAUGCAAGAUCAUUUAAUAGGGCCAGAAUUACUUGCAGAUUUUUUAUUAUUUUGGUUAAAUAAAUAUAAACGAUUUGAAUAUGUACAAAAAUUAGGAUUAACAAAACCAUCUGAUAAUAUAUCAGAUGUUCUUAUAUAUAUUGCAGCAAAAUUUAAAAAAACUUUAAAAAUUAAGAAUUAUGAUGGUAAAAAAAUUAUAAAGCCAGAUUUAAGAUUUGCAGCAGAAUAUCUUCUCUCUUUAUUCAGAAAAGGAGAAUUAGGUUAUUAUUGCUUAGAUGAAGAUUUGUUAUCAUUAUUAUCAACAAGAUGAAAUUCAAUAUAGAAUAUAUAGCAAUGUUUGCAAGGAUAACAUUUUAUCCAACAUUAGUUUAUAAUGUAUUAAUGGAAAAAAUUUCAUCGAGAAAUUGGUACGAUAGAAUUGAUGAAACUGUUAUAUUAGGUGCUUUACCAUUUCGAAGUAUGACAAAACAG
Messenger RNA from Apis dorsata (giant honeybee), 1224 nucleotides. Its product is annotated as mitochondrial GTPase 1. The record is from RefSeq and is a predicted model, not a curated record. The coding region runs from base 89 to 1063 and encodes 324 amino acids. Gene Ontology annotation, cellular component: mitochondrion. The transcript has 2 exons. Gene Ontology annotation, molecular function: GTPase activity; GTP binding. Lineage: Eukaryota; Metazoa; Arthropoda; Insecta; Hymenoptera; Apidae.